Messenger RNA from Malassezia globosa CBS 7966, 1854 nucleotides. RefSeq lists its product as uncharacterized. The coding region runs from base 1 to 1854 and encodes 617 amino acids. The transcript has a single exon. The record is from RefSeq and is a predicted model, not a curated record. Gene Ontology annotation, molecular function: protein binding. NCBI's taxonomy places the organism in Eukaryota, Fungi, Basidiomycota, Malasseziomycetes, Malasseziales, Malasseziaceae. Gene Ontology annotation, cellular component: 90S preribosome; small-subunit processome; nucleolus. Gene Ontology annotation, biological process: maturation of SSU-rRNA from tricistronic rRNA transcript (SSU-rRNA, 5.8S rRNA, LSU-rRNA).
AUGUCACAGCGUGAUCCUCGGCGUGGCGGAAAACACGCUGAUGAAGCCCUCAAGCGGCAGGCUGAUAGUAUUGCGCGCAACACACGUAUUCCUGUGUCACUGCAGCAGUCUACACCGGCAGACACUCUUGGUAUGCGGCCGCCAAGAUCGCUGUCGAAAAUUAAAGACAAGAAAUUGCGUUCAGAGCUUUCAAGGCAAUACUUAUCGCAAAAACGCGCCGCAAAUCAUGCUAAGCUUGCAGAUGAGUAUCUGCAUGGGACUGUGCCAGGAGAAGAUGCUGGUAUGAUUGAAGUUGAUGAUGAGAUGGAACGCACAGCUCGUGUUACACAAGCGCAAAUCAAGGAUCAGGUCGGUGUCGACACUGCGCGCAAGUCAUUCGAGCUCAAGCUUGGCGGUAAAGACCAAGUCGGCCUUGGUCCCUACCGAUGUGAUUACACACGUAAUGGUCGACAUCUCUUGCUUGGUGGACGAAAAGGUCACCUUGCUGCAUUCGACUGGCAAAGUGGCAAACUGUCUUGCGAGAUUCAAGUCCGCGAAACUGUCCGAGAUGUGCGCUGGUUGCACAACAACACCUUUUUUGCUGCUGCCCAGAAAAAGUAUACCUACAUAUAUGACCAAAAUGGCAUCGAGAUCCACCGGCUCAAAGACCACAUUGAAGUGCAGCGCAUGGAAUUUCUUCCCUACCACUUCUUGCUAGCUACGAUCGGAAAGCCUGGCUAUCUCAAAUACCAGGACACAUCUACCGGCAUGAUGGUCGCAUCACAUCGCACAGGUCUUGGUUCUUGCGCAACUAUGGCACAAAAUCCCUUGAACGCAGUCAUUCAUCUUGGUCACGCCAACGGCACCGUCACACUGUGGACACCGAACAUGUCGACGCCCGCACUAAAGGUGCUCACGCAUCGUGGCCCUGUGACGGGCUUAACGAUUGAUUCGCACCGAAAUGGGCGCGAAAUGGCCACCUGUGGUCUGGACGGCACUAUCAAAGUCUGGGAUAUGCGCAUGUUGGGCAAAGGUCCCCGGCGUGAAUGGACAAGCCGACGUGCUGCUAGUGAUGUUGCUUACUCUCAGCGGGGAUUGCUCGGUGUCGCCUGGGGUGCCCAUGUAAGCCUGUACCACACGGAGGCUGCAUUAGGCAAUGCCCCACCUGGUCCAUAUAUGACGCACGGCCUACCACAAUGCACCCCACUUCAGCUACGUUUCUGCCCAUUUGAAGACGUUCUGGGUGUGGGACAUGCGCAAGGCUUUACGAGUUUAUUGGUACCAGGUGCAGGUGAACCGAACUUUGAUACGAGUGAAGCUGAUCCGUACGAGACCAAGGCACGUCGUCGUGAGCGUGAAGUACACAGUUUGCUGGACAAGAUCCAACCUGAUAUGAUCACUCUGGACCCCGAUACGAUGGGUCAACUUGACACACGAGCAUCGCGCUUGUCUGAAGGUAUCGUGCCCGCGGCAAGAACAGACCGUCCCGGCUCAGUUCCGCGAGCUGCUGACGGGACGCCGUACGCACGCUUGUCGCGUGUUCAGCGACUUGCCUUGAGUGGCAAUGGUGAUGACAAUGGUGACGAUGCGUUUGUGCGAGCUGAAGAAGAUAGUUCGGUUGGACAUGAGAAUCGGGCACCAGUCGUACCAGCAAAAGGCACGACGAAGGAAAAGAAGCGCGCUCGUGGCCGAAACAGUUCGAUGAAGCGUUACUUGCGCAAAAAACGCCAGAAUGUUGUGGACGCCAACACGAUAGCCCUUCGUGAGAAGUACCAACGGGAAAAGGCUCGCAGACGCGAAGAGCAACAACCAGCUCCUAUGAAGGAGCCAAGUGCUCUGGAUGUAUUUGCCCGGAAUCGUGGACCUCGGAGGUAG